AUGCAAGGUUUAUCUUCUUCUCUAUCAUGUUCAAUUCCAUUUUCAUCAAAAUUCAAACCAGUAAAAGCCGCAUACGACACACAAACACAGCAUAGACUCCCUUACAACCCCAACGCUCCCAGAAAACUCACCAACAAAACUCAACCUCCUCCUCUCACCACAUCAUCACCGCCACCUUCUCCGCGCAAGGAACAGUACUUUUCCGAUCUUCUCAAACGCGACACUCCUCUUCCCACCUCAGCAAAUAUCGAAGAUGAUGAAACCGAUACCUAUUUAGGUUAUGAAAGAUGGCUUCCAACUCCACCUAAAGUCGUCAAGCCUCGUUCCGUGUUUAAUGCUACUUCCUUAGCAUAUAUCGGUGAUGGCAUUUAUGAGCUAUAUGCUCGUAGGCACUUUUUAUUUCCUCCCCUUAGUAUUGAAGAAUACAAUGAUCGUGUGACGGCUGUGGUCCGCUGUGAGGCUCAAGAUCAGUUGCUUCAGAAGCUUUUAAACAGUAACUUCUUAUCAGAUCAAGAGAGGGAUGUUCUUCGAUGGGGAAAGAACAUUGUUUCAAGCAAAACUAAGACAAAAAAGCGGGCUGGUUCAGCUGUAUAUAACAGGGCAUCUUCACUAGAAACAUUAGUUGGCUAUCUCUAUUUGACAAAUGUGAAUCGCUUGGAAAAGUUAAUGUUAGAAUUGGGAUUCUCAGUUGACUCUUCAAAGCCUUUGAAUUUGGAGGAACUAAUAUCAGGUGAGCUGAACAGUUGA
This is a messenger RNA of Vicia faba (fava bean), 747 nucleotides long. The record is from the annotation of a GenBank genome assembly. Lineage: Eukaryota; Viridiplantae; Streptophyta; Magnoliopsida; Fabales; Fabaceae.